This is a messenger RNA of Homalodisca vitripennis (glassy-winged sharpshooter), 5145 nucleotides long. Its product is annotated as eukaryotic translation initiation factor 4E transporter-like. Bases 750 to 3878 code for a protein of 1042 amino acids. The record is from RefSeq and is a predicted model, not a curated record. Gene Ontology annotation, biological process: negative regulation of translation. The transcript is spliced from 24 exons. Lineage: Eukaryota; Metazoa; Arthropoda; Insecta; Hemiptera; Cicadellidae. Gene Ontology annotation, molecular function: mRNA binding. Gene Ontology annotation, cellular component: nucleus; cytoplasm.
ACAUAUAUAUUUUGUUAGUUUGUCAGGAUUAAAGGUGGAAGUAUUUAUUAUUCACCUAUGUGUAUGUAAAUUGUGUAUAUUUAUGCAAUGGACAACUUAUAAAAUAUUAAUGUUACUUUUAAACCCACACUAUGUGUGCAUAUUAUCACUUGUUUUACAUGUUUACUGAGUUAAGAACAAUGAUGACCUCAAAAUUAAGCUAGGGUUUAUUCCUCUUAUAUUUAAAGAAUGCAUAAUAUUUAGUAAUAUGAUCUACUCCUUUUUUAGCAUAAUAUUCAUAUGGCAACUAUUUAUUAAAUGACUGUGAAAAAUAAGUGUUAUAAGAAUUGUAUUUUAAUAUAAAUUUUAAAAAAUUGAGUAUUAAACUCAAUGAAAAUAUUUGUCUCAGCACAAUGGCUCUUUUUUUGAAAUUUUGUGACUCAAACAUCAGACAUAGCCUAAAAUAAAAUUAUGUAGCCUAUAGUUUACCAGAUGUCAUCAACCUCAACAUAUUUGAAACCGUCCUGUGGAUAAAGGAGAGGCCGAUCAUCUGUAGGCCUGUAGCCGUAUACUGUCUGUCAUCAUGGGCCAUUGGCCUGUGCGAGGAUAUUUUCAAACAGAAUAAGGGAGAGAGUCGGUACAGUACGAGGUGGAUAGUACUGAUAAAAAGUGUUCUGCUCAAAGACGGGAUUUGAACUUGCGCUAUCUCUAACCUGGCUCACAAAGCCUAGCGCCUUAGACCUUUCUGCCACCAACUCUACAAAUCUUACAUGGAUGUGGAGAUGACAGGACAGUCAGGCCAGGAGACAGAAGGCUCUCAUUCCUCGUCUCAUUCCCAAGUCACCAUGAAGAAGCCGGAACGCCAGUAUUCCAGGGAAGAGCUGAUAGAGCUGAUGACACAUCCUCUCUCGAGUGUCAAACACCCCUGCUUGGACUCUCCGCAGAACAAGUCAUUAGUGUCGGGGAAGAGCAGUGUGCGGUGGCUGGAAGACCGCUGGGACCAUCGCAAGCGCACCGACUCUCUCACUGACGAAGAUAGGUCGGACAACUCUCUCGAUCCACAGAAGAAACGAAUGAAUGAUCCAAAAGCUGAGCGACUACGUAAAGAGCAGGAUGUGGUGCUUAGUCCACAACGCAGAAGCUUCAACUCUGGCUGCUUUGUGAACUUGCCACCACAGCAUGUCAACUCUACAAAUCGCAGGCCAGAAAGUCCUUUGAAGGGAGAGAGGGAGUCCAACCAUCGAGAUCUACCUUCAAGAAGGAUUGGAAGUGGAAGAAUCAUGCGAGAUCCUGUUUGGGACUUCCGCAACGUUGAGAAAGAAGACGUGUCAAAUCAGAACAUCAACAAUCAUGACUUCAAUUUUCGUCAGAGGGAUGACAGGUUUGAAAGGAGAACAUUUGAGAGAUCCCACGACAAAGAAAGACAACCACAGAGAAACUCACGAUACAAUAACAGCAAUGAGAGAAGAAAAUAUGAAAAAAACGAACCCGAGGAACCUGAAUGGUUUUCUGGUGGUCCUACCUCUCAGCAUGAUACUAUUGAGCUGCAUGGGUUUGAUGGACCCGUAGAAGAAAAACCAUCAACUUCCAAGAAACAGACGAAAACCAACAAAAGCAAUUCGAAGAACAGCCGGAAAGUAGCGGAGACAUUGAACAAAAAUGAACCACCAAGUGGCAAAAGAAACUUAAGUCGAAAAUCGUCUCCAGAAGUUGCAGAGACCAAGAGAUCCUCUUCUUCACCCAUCGCAGACACACCAGCUGAGUCGGUAAGUCAAGAUGACACACAAGGCGAGACAACUACCGAGAAAAGUUCAAGUGAGCCUGAUUGUAUCUUCAAUUUUGAAGAUUUCUUAAAUUUUGACUCUUUUCCUCCCCUUCUCUCGAUGGCCAAUGGUUGUGCGGACGAAAGAGGGAGUGGGUCAAGGUUCAGCCAAUUCUUCCGGCGCGAUAGUCCGUCGCCUCCGCAAAACACACAAGAUAGCCAACAUUCUUCAGCCCACGAUGAGAUGUUUAAUUCAAUGAUUAACGAAAUUACUAGUGGAAAUAUUACAAUACCUCCAGAUGGUGAAGCAUAUUUUGCACCCAUAUCACCAGCUGCGCCCAGUCUGAAGGAGGACCCGAACAAAGGACCAUCAGCCAGCCUUCUUGAAAUGCUUCAGAGAGGCAAUCAGGGUUUUCAAGGUCGAAAGAUCACAAAGAAACCGUCGCUGAAAGACCUCGAAGCUUGUGGAAAAAUCCACAGUGUAGAGGAGUUGGAAGCUCGGCUCCGCCAAGAACAAGGUAUUGGAAAACCAGCAGAGUACAUCAACCGCCCUAGCAACAAGGAGGAGGACCUUGCAGUUUUUAGAAAGCUGAUGAUGAGUAAGCAGCUUCAGAAUAUCCAGGAAUCAAAGACUUCAUCGCAUUCAAAUAUUGGUGGUGGUUUCCAAGGUCACCAGCAACAGCACAGCUCUGGUCAGCAACCUCCGAUGCCCAUCCCUCAUGACUUGGUUUUGAAACUGCUGCAGGUCCAACAGCAACAGCAGCAACAACAACAGCAGCAGCAGCAGCAGCAACGUCAGCAGGAGGCGUUUGCUAAGCUGAUGGUUCCUCAGACACAUCUCGCUCCGUCGUCUCAGUUUACUGUUCCUCCGCCUCUUUCACCUGACCUGCAAAUGCACAUCAACAGUCCCCAGUCCUCGAAAGAUGUGUUGCAACGUCCAGAAGCUCAAACUAUCCUAAGAAGUUUGAAGAGGGGAGAAAUUACAAUUCUCCAUCUGGUGGAUCAGCUCAAGAGGAAUACAAACUUGCAGCCUUUACACCGGGAAAUCAUUGCCAGUAUUAUCAAGCUUCAUGGAGUCCAGUCUAAUAUGACUCAACGUGAACCGUCACCCUCUGGUCUGGUUCCUCCUUCCACAGCUGAGCAGAUGCUGCAUCAGAUGAUGCACAGUCAGCAAACACAGCACCAGCAACAACAGCUUAGAAUUCCUUCACCCCAUGCCAAUGUCUUGCAACGAGUACCAUCACCAAGAGAAUUAGUUGCCCAUACUCAGAACAUUCUGCAGAACGCUCUUCUCAAGAAGAAACUGGAGGAGCAGAAGGAAAAUUUCCGAAAGCGGCAAGAGUUACAAAGGUCACAUUCGCCAAAUGUGUCCGUUGGAGGCCACGGCUCCUUGUCUCCAGCUAGCCAGCAGCUCAGUACAACCUCACCCACCCCGUUAGCCUUCACUCCCACAUCGGUGUUGCGCAAAAUGACUGCUGACAAGGACAAUGAGCUCGGAGGGAAACAGCAUCAACAGACUGAUACUACUCAACAGCCUCCCAAGCAAGGACGGGCAAUAGUGAAGGGGAACAACACCUUUUCAGUUCCUCCACCAGUGGUUCCCUCCGGUGUGGACUACAUGUCCAUGUCUCAGCAGUUCAAAACGGCGAAUGUUCAGCGCAACAAAUUGCCUCAGUCCGGAGGCAACCCAGCGCAGCAGUUCAUGCUUGGCAUGAAUCGUGGCGGUAUUCAGCCCCAGACCAAUACCAGAGUUCGCAACAUUGGAGCUUCAAACAUGGUUCAUUCGCAACAGCAGCAACAACAAGGCAUGAAUCAGUCGGUGCAACAGCUGCUGAUGAGUCAUAACUAUAACAGUCCCCAGCAACGCAACAAUACUCUUCUUAAACCAGACUGUCAGUCCAUGAUGAGAGGCCAGGGCCAGCACGUAGCUGGCCGAAACUACAACCUGGGCUACCAGGAGAGCUCCCACGAGCUAUCUACAUCUCCUGUCAGCAACCAACUUGCUCGGUGGUUCUCGCCGGAACUUCUGGCACAGGCACGUGCUGGCAAGCUUCCCGGCAUGCCUGCCUUCUCCCCCACACAGAACAUGUUGAGUGUCGAAGAGUUGGAGCGGCUUCAGCAGGCAGUACAUAACUGACUUUAAACUGUAUUUGUUUCCCUUUUGUAGGAGUUUAUUUAUUUUAAAAUCUUAUUUAUUUGUUUUAUAAACUACAAGGUUAGUCAGAAUUAUCUGUUUUUUUAUAUAUAUAACCUCUAAACAAAGUAGUUUUUUUUAUAAAUGUUUAAUGUAUAUUUUGUGAACAUUUAAAUGACAAUUUAAGAAUAUAGUCAUUCUUUUAAUUUACAUGAUCUCUAAUUCUGUGAGUAAUUGUAUAUUACACCAUUUCAUAAUUGGGUUUUUGCACUGUAUUUUACGCCAUUAUUUUGUUUUUUGUUCCGUAAUACAUUACACAUAACAUUACAAACUUACUAUUGUGAUACAACUUCUGUCAAAUCUGUGAAGAAAGAGAGGGAAUUGUUAUUACAAGUAAAGCAGAAAAUAACUUUGCAAAGAGGCCACAAACAUAAAUAAUACAAUAGCUCUAAAUUAGAAAUAAAUAAUUUUGUCUUGUAUUUCUUUGUGGUCUAGAAUAAAAAGAAUAGCAUAUCUUAAUUUUAAAAUGGCAAGAAAUUACAAAGAACAAAUACAUUUUUCAUGAUAAUAAUUAAGAACUUUUGAGUUUUUCUUCAUGUAUAUAGCUAGCCAAGUGUUUUUCGGUGCGUGUGUGAGAUACAAAAGUGGAGACAAUGAUGAACUAAAUAAAGUGGCUGUGAAAUGCAUGUUAUAUAUACAAUAUAUAUAUAUAUGUAAAAAUAUUGUUUUGGACGAGUGGCAGGUGUAUUCUAAUCCAAAACAUUUGAAAAACUUUUGAAGCAUAAUUGAUAUAGAAAUUUAAUGAAGUUUUGUUCAAAAUGUUAAAACUGUUGACAGAAAAAAGAAUUAUCCAAAAUAGACUUCUAUUUGAUGUUUAAGCUUUAACUGUAAUAAAUUAACAAUUAUUAUUGAAUUGUCAGUUAAACAUAUUAUUAUAUUACUUUUUAAAAGGUGUUGAUUUCAUUUUUACAAUUUAUUUACUUAUUGUUUUAUUAUAUCCGUAAUGCAUAAUUUUAUGUCCUUGUAGAGUUUAACAUUCCAAUACCUAAAUAGUUGUGACUUUUUGAAAAAGUUUUACACAUUUUAAAUUGUAUGUUCUUUUUUUUCUCUUUACACAAGUUUGUGUUUGAAAGCAUAAUUUUGUUUAAACAAGCGAAGAUCUUUAUUUUUGGUCCUUGUAAUAUUUAUAUUAAAAACAUGUGCAUAAGAUGAUGGCAAUAUUUGAAUUGACAUUGAAAUUGAUAAAAUAAAAACCAUUUACAGCGCUGUC